Molecule: messenger RNA, 675 nt
Organism: Closterium sp. NIES-65
Lineage: Eukaryota; Viridiplantae; Streptophyta; Zygnematophyceae; Desmidiales; Closteriaceae
Source: the annotation of a GenBank genome assembly
AUGGCUACCCCUAGUGUCCUCGCUUUUGACGCUGAGGGUAGGGCCAUUGACUUUGACGUCUGGAUAGAUGACCUGCAGCUUUUCUUACAGUGCGAUAGGGCAGACGGACUCUCUCUCUUUGACCUCACCUCUGGUGCCUCUCCUGCCCCUGCUGCUGAUGCUGACACCACUGUUCACUCACAGUGGGCCACGCGCGAUGCUGCUGCACGUCUUGCUGUGCGUCGCCACCUUCCUACCUCUGAGCUCACCCGCCUCCCUGACUCCCUUCGCGUAGUCAGGGACCACUUUCUGUCAGUCUGUCCCACCACUCUCACUGUUGACCUCCUCGAGAAGGCCCUCCUCGCAGCGGAGAAGAGCAUAGUCGCUGUAGGGGCCUCUCGUGGUGACCCGCACACCCCCAUCUUUGAGGGGUAUUCCCCCUCCCCUCUUUUACCCUCUGUUGCCUCUACUGCUACGGCCGACCUCGUUGGGGCACUGGAGGAGCUAGCAGGGGCGGUGGAGGUGGAGGUGGAGGCGGCGGGGGGAGUGGGGGUGGCGGUGGGGGUGGAGGUGGAGGUGGGGGAGGAGGUGUCGGCGGUGGCAGUGGAGGCGGAGGCGGCGGCGGCGGUGGCGGUAGAAGCGGAGGUGGCGGAGGUGGCGGAGGUGGAGGAGGUGGAGCAGGGCCUGGCCCUGUAG